AUGAGUAAUAAGGCAGCAAAAGUGGCAGAAUUAUUUACAAAAACCAUGGCAACAACAAGAUGUUUUGAUCAAAACUUACGUAAGGUCAAAGUUGUAUGUUGUACAAAUGGAAAAUUAGUUACUGAAUUUCAAGUAGGGCCUGAACAUCUCAAUCAGAGAGGAACUCUUCAUGGAGGUUUUAUAGCACAUUUAGUUGAUGCCAUAUCUACAUAUGCUUUAACAGCAAAUGAUACAGUUGAAACACGAGGCGUGUCUAUUGAUUUAAGUAUAAGUUAUUUAAAUGCUGCAAGAGAAGGUGAACACGUGGAAGUGGAGGCUGUUACCAAAAAAUUAGGGAAAAAGAUAGCGUUUCUUGAAGUUGAAGUUAGGAAUAAAACAAAAAAUCAAUUAUUGGCAAUAGGGCGUCAUACCAAAUAUGUUGGUAUAUAA
Pieris macdunnoughi is the source of this 429-nucleotide messenger RNA. Lineage: Eukaryota; Metazoa; Arthropoda; Insecta; Lepidoptera; Pieridae. The record is from the annotation of a GenBank genome assembly.